ACCCUAACCAUCUCUGCCCUCUUCUCCACUUCCCCCAUCUCACCCCCAAGCUCGGCGCAACCUCUCUCGACGUGCUAAUGGCGGCGGCGGCGGCGGACUUCGCGGCGAGCAAGCGGGCCAUGGCCUACGCGCUCUGCAAGCACCUCAGCCUCGAUCCGAAUACAAUAUCCAGUACAAGUAUUGAAGAGAGUGAUAUUGCCACCCUGUUCUCACAUAUUGUGAAAUCGAGUGAAGAUGAGGUACUGAAAUGGGUUGAAUUUUCCAGCAAUUUUGUUGGAAAAUGUGGAGAACAGCAUGCAUUGCUUGGUAAUCUGAAUCAAGACUUGUCCCAGAAAUCAGUUCUGUUGGGUAAUGGUUUUAAACCAUCAGUUGCUGAUAUUGUUGUGUUUGCAACCAUACAAGUUUUUGUGAGUCAUCUUGGUGAAAACGAGUUGCAGAAAUAUCCACAUGUAUUGCGGUGGAUGGACUAUAUCCAGAACAUCGUUGAUUUUGGCACAACAGUACAAAAGGUUAACUUGACCAAAUCUGUCUUCGAUCCACCUUCUCAUCCAAAGAAGGCAGAUAAAGGUGACACUGAUCCAAGUUCAAAGAAAGUUGUUUCAGGACAGAAGAAUGUGGGCAAAUCGGAUGCAAAUGUUGAUUCCAAGAAAGCUGCACCAGAGAAUAAAGCUCCUGAGAAUAAGGCAAAUCCUACUCCAGCAAAAAAUAACAAACCUUCUGGGGAUAAAAAGAAAGCCCAGGAGAAAUCUGCAGGAAAACCAAAUGAGGGAGUUGCGGAUAAAGCUCCACAGAAAACUGCAGAAAAGGACUCAGAAUGCAAUGUCAGUAUCCUGAAUAUACAGGUUGGCCUUAUUCGCAAAGCAUGGAAGCACCCAUCUGCUGACAGCCUCUUGGUUGAGGAGAUAGAUUUGGGAGAUGGCAAUGUGCAUCAAGUUGUUAGUGGGCUUGCCAAGUUCUUCAGCCCAGAGGAACUUGUUAAUCGGCAUGUUGUAUUAAUCACGAAUGUGAAGCCUGGGAAGCUGCGAGACGUAAUGUCUGCCGGAUUGGUCUUGUGUGCUUCAAAUCAAGAUCAUACAGUUGUAGAGCCAUUGAUUCCUCCAGAAGGAGCUAAGCCUGGAGAGCGUAUUUCAUUUGCAGGGUUUGAUGGGAAGCCAGAAGAUGUUCUUAAUCCGAAGAAGAAACAGCUCGACAAGAUCACACCGGAUCUUCACACUGAUGGAAAUGGAAUUGCAACAUACCGAGGGGUACCCUUCACUACAUCUGCUGGUCCAUGUAGAUCUUCUGUUCCUAAUGCGAGCAUUAAGUGAGCAGUUAUUUUAACAGAUUCCAAACAUUGUUGUGCUAUAACACAUGCUAGGUGGAUGUACUAUUUCAUCUUGCAUCUUAUUACAUGCCCUAUCAACUGUUGUCAGCGUAGCGUCCAUCUACUGUGAUAUCUAAUAGAAAAUUUUGACUAGCCAAUGUGAAGAACAUUUGUAUUACCUUGCACCAAAUGCAAAAUCCUUCAUGAACACGGUUGUUUUCAGGCAGGA
Oryza sativa Japonica Group (Japanese rice) is the source of this 1532-nucleotide messenger RNA. RefSeq lists its product as uncharacterized. Gene Ontology annotation, molecular function: tRNA binding. The record is from RefSeq and is a predicted model, not a curated record. Lineage: Eukaryota; Viridiplantae; Streptophyta; Magnoliopsida; Poales; Poaceae.